Oreochromis aureus is the source of this 2178-nucleotide messenger RNA. RefSeq names its product interleukin 11a (gene il11a). Lineage: Eukaryota; Metazoa; Chordata; Actinopteri; Cichliformes; Cichlidae. Bases 30 to 746 code for a protein of 238 amino acids. Gene Ontology annotation, biological process: positive regulation of MAPK cascade; positive regulation of cell population proliferation. Gene Ontology annotation, molecular function: growth factor activity; cytokine activity. The transcript has 5 exons. The record is from RefSeq and is a predicted model, not a curated record. Gene Ontology annotation, cellular component: cytoplasm.
UGUACUUGAACUUGAAAGGACAAGAAUGAAUGAGCUUACUGUUAGGAGAGUUGACUUGGCUUGACUUGGUCUAUAUAAUUUAUACCACCGGCUCACGUACCUAUCGAGUUGCAGGUGUGACAAUCAGCGGCAUUCAUUGCCUUGCUUAUGUGCUGCUCGACUCCUCCUCAUCGCUCCUCUUCUCGCUGCUAUUGGCUCAGCUGCCCGUGUUCACGUCUGCCUCUCCGGUGCCACAGCGGCGGCCCAAUGACUUGGAUAAACUGUCCAAUCAGACCAAAAAUCUAAUGAAACUCACCACAGAACUGCUGAAGGAGCAUGCAUUUGACUCAGAAGUGGAGCCCCACAGGUUCAAGUCUCUGCCAGAAAUGAGCAACAGAUCAGCCCAUGACCUCAACAAUCUUGAGCUGAAGCCCACGCUCUCCCAGCUUCAUUCCGACCUGAAGCUGUACGAGCACCACUUUGAGUGGCUCAACAGAGUGUCGAAGAAGCACCACCACCCUGCAGUGCCCAAGCUGGUGGAGAUGAUCAGAGAGAUGAAAUCUCUCAUCACUCUGCUGCACCGUCAGAUGCUGAGAGUUGAAGCGCCAAGGCUCAGUCCGGCGACCCCCUCCCUCCCCCCUCAUCUCCCCUAUCAGUUUGAUGUCCUGCAGUCCACCAAUGAGCUUCUUCAACACUUCAAGCUCUUCUGUGACUGGGCGUACAGAGCCUUCCUCAGCCUUAAGCCCAAGGUCACCGCGGUCCAAUGAUGAUACAGAAAGUAAAAGGGGGCUGCAGAGCCAGUGAGAAUACAUGGACUUCCAUCCCCGUCAAAGGGGAAACAAGACCAUGUCAGUGUGCACUGUAGUUGACAGCAUCCCUAAAGAGGCCCAAAUAUCAACCUGUGUGUCAACAUGUGUGUUGAGGAAUGUGUAUUUCCAUCAGAGCCAUUGAGGAUGCACCACAAUGCAGCCAGUUACAACCAUCGAUUCCAGCUCAAGUUCCAGUUUAACUCCUAUGAUCAUGUCAAGAAACUCCAAACUUUCUCCUUAAGCCCUUUUUCAUGACCGUGUUAUUUAUGUAUUUAUUUAUUUAUUGAAUGUUAGUUAUUUAUUUAAUUUUUAUUUAUUUAUCUUAUUUCUGUACUAACGUGAACUCAUUUGCCCACAUUUCUGUAAUCUUUCUCUUUCUCUUGUGUCUCACUGAUCCUAGAAAAAACAUAAAAAAAACAAAAAACAAACACUGUAGCACUUCCUGAACUGAUAGCUCUGAUAAUGACAUUUGUAUAAAUCAGCUUAAUUUACUUUUACAUUUUUAUUUUUUCUUCAGAUGAUAAUUCUUCCAGUAGAUGUAGCAUGCAUUUGGGGCAGCCUAAGCCUUCACUAUCGCCUAUUUAUGGGGCCCUUAAAGUACACGUUUCAAAAGAUCAUAAUGUCAUCUCCAGCCAUGAUAAAACAUGCCACAUACCACAUUAAUGUAUCAAUUCCUUAUCAAAUUCAUUUUACUUUAUUUCUUCCAUGUUAGGAUGGUAUUUGAAGAAAAGCGAAUCCUUUCUUUCGUACCACAGUCACAUUUGUGUUUUCAGUGCCUGCUUCCCUUGUGUUCUGCACGAGGAGGCGUAGUUAACAUUGUGGUAAAGUCAUAUGAAUGUGCCCUGUUGCUAAGCACUGAUGAUCCUGAUUAGAUUCUUUGCACAAACUUGUCAGGAUUGGCCCUUCCUAAGAGUGGGAUGGCUGAUUUUGAACCUGUGCUUUGGUGUAGAAAAUUUUUUUUUGUUUGUUUGUUUUUUAGUUAAACACCCAAAGCCUUAAAAUACUAUGUAUUGUGACACUAUGUUCUGUACAGGUGUACAUAAAUGUACAAGAAUGUAAAUGGUUGUAUACAGUGCUUUUGUGUAUUAUGUUGUUUUCUACAAUAUACUGUAGAUGACCAAUUUUAUCACUAUAAUUUUUAUUCAUUCCUAUUCUAGUAUUUGUUACAGUAUUGACUAUUUAUUUAAGUAACUUGGUGGAACUAUUUAUUUUGUGCUGCAGUGGAGCAAGUCUCCUGUCCUUUUGUACUUUUAUACAGUUUUUAUUCUUAUUCGCUAUUAUUAUACCAUCACGUUUAAAUUAUUGUUGUAACAUCAAGAUGCCUCUUACACACACUGAUUGGCCUCAAUGUGAAAUAUGUGCCUUAGUGAAAUAAAAACUUCAGAAUGUG